Messenger RNA from Peromyscus maniculatus bairdii (prairie deer mouse), 3413 nucleotides. It is a transcript of the gene Rab31, whose product is annotated as RAB31, member RAS oncogene family. Gene Ontology annotation, molecular function: GTPase activity; GTP binding. Lineage: Eukaryota; Metazoa; Chordata; Mammalia; Rodentia; Cricetidae. The record is from RefSeq and is a predicted model, not a curated record.
CGGCGACGGUUCCGCCCCGCGGCGGGCGAGAGCGCUGGGAGACGGCUGGACGCAGGCUGGGCGCGGUGCGGCCCGGACGAUGCUGCUGAGCCCCGGCCCGGCCCGGCCCAGAGCACAUGAUGGCGAUACGGGAGCUCAAAGUGUGUCUUCUCGGGGACACGGGGGUUGGGAAAUCAAGCAUCGUAUGCCGGUUUGUCCAGGACCACUUUGACCACAACAUCAGUCCCACCAUCGGGGCAUCUUUUAUGACCAAAACUGUGCCUUGUGGAAAUGAACUUCACAAAUUCCUCAUCUGGGACACCGCUGGCCAGGAGCGGUUUCACUCCCUGGCUCCCAUGUACUAUCGAGGAUCGGCCGCAGCGGUGAUAGUCUAUGACAUCACUAAACAGGAUUCAUUUCAUACCUUGAAAAAAUGGGUUAAGGAGCUGAAAGAGCAUGGCCCAGAAAACAUUGUGAUGGCAAUUGCUGGGAACAAAUGUGACCUCUCAGAUAUUAGGGAGGUGCCCUUGAAGGAUGCUAAGGAAUACGCUGAAUCCAUAGGUGCCAUUGUGGUUGAGACAAGUGCGAAGAACGCCAUUAACAUCGAGGAGCUCUUCCAAGGAAUCAGCCGCCAGAUCCCACCCUUGGACCCCCAUGAAAAUGGAAACAGUGGCGGGAUCAAGCUUGGGAACCAGAGCUUGCAAACCAGCCGGCGAUGCUGCUGACCCAAGGGCCGCAUGGAGCACGAAGCAGGAAGCCAGAGCCCUCUCCAGUGCCUGGGGCCCACAGAAGGACCCUACCCUCGGGACUGCCUGCCUGCCGGAGAGUGAGCAGCAUUGCAUGCUGGGAGACCUGCAGGAUGCUGAGCAGGGAGGGUCCCUGCGAAGAGAUUAUCGAAAACUCCGGAAAACUCACUGUACCUCCACAACAUGGCCUUCGGUUUAUAAAAUGCACACGGCAGGGGUUGCACUUAUUAGGUAGUAGGUAUAGUUGCCCUUUUUUGUUAAAGAAAUAUUAGAAAAUUUUUUAGAUUUGUUCACAAACCUUGCCGUGCUGUUCUUCCCUGACCUCGGAUGUUAUCUAGUCAGAUUCCAGUAACUUCUCCAGGGCCAGGGUCUUUUUCUCUGGCCAGUUCACCAAAAGGCAGCAGCAAUAUAGAAGGUUAGCUUUUAGCUGGCUUGGGGAGCAAACCUCUAUUAUAUUAGUUUUUCUGAGGGAAAUCAGAGAAGUAUAACUGGACCAUCAUUCAAACUGAGAGCUGACUUUCUGCAAAAGAGACAAAAGUUGUGUUAGAAACUGCCAUCUGUGUCCCCUUUUCAUGUAACUGGUGAACAUUUUUCUAAGAUACAGUCAUACAUCAACCAACCAAACCAGACUAGAACGUUACACAUAAUUCUGGGGAUGGGAGGCCCGGUUUAAAAGAGUUAAGUGGUUGGUAUGUAAGCCAUGGUAGGUGGAGGAUUAUAAAUAGCAUUCAGGGCACCACCCAGCAUACAUCCUCUCCGUUGCAGUAACUUUCUACUCUUGGAGAUGAUUAGUUCACAGAGCAUUGUUUUACUAGGAGACUAUGCCAUAGUGUCUAAGGGAAAAAAACUAACCAGAGGAUGUUGAGUCUAAAUUGUAGGGCAAACUUCUAUUAAUAGCAGCUAAUCAUGGAUUGUAGCAAACCAGCCAGAAAAAUGUUACCACCUUAAAAUUCUGGACCCCCAAAGUAUAAAAUUCAGAAGACCAUACUUUAAGCUUUUCCAAAAAGCUUUUCUUUUGGAGAGAACAGCCACCAAGCAAACAGAGCGAGGUUCCGGUCAUAGACGGUGGUUGUCAAGUCCAGGAUGUGUUCGCCCACGUACGUUCUUCCUCAACUUGGGAGUUCACUGACUCUUAGAAUACGAAGGAUGGAAAAUCCUUGUCUUGAUUCAAGAGUGUCCCCCAGUGUCCCAUAACAGACAUCUGCAACACUGUUAGCAGAUGGUGUCUGUAUGUUGUAACAGGGCCUUCUCAAGGACAGUCAGCGCCUGUCCCAUGCUGCCAGUGUCACUGGCUGACAGGAUUCUGUGUGCCGACAAAAGACAUGAAUCCACUCACCGCAGGUAAAACAGAAAAAAAAAACAAAAAAAAAACCUAGAGUUGAAACUGAAAAGGCCUCUCUCCAGGUAGCAUCAAGCUUAUGUUUGAACCUUCCCCUGUGUUAGGGAAACUUGUCCUGGGAACUUGCAUUGGUAUAGCUAGGCUGUCUAGAUUUCCAAGCCGAGAUGGUACUGUUCCCAGAAGAGAAUGUCAUGGCUUUGGAUUGGGUUUGCAGAGGUUGAAUUUUACAUGAACUGGCUGGGCUUCCCCCUGACAGUGAGCCCCCCUGGGUGUUUUAGAAAAGCACACGGGGGAGUGAAACCUUGCUUUUUCUAGGCUGCAUUGCCAUUGAUGUCAAAGCUAGGCAGAGGGUAAGUACGCAUGUGUGUCAAACAGAGAGUGUGUGGCACUUGGGCACACAAAUAUUCAUACCCUCUUGGGCCUUCUCUGCAGGUAGAUGCUGUGGCCUUUGGUGCCUGGGAUUCCUUUUGGGUUGUUUUAACAAUUGACUUUUAAUCAUAGAAACGUCUGUAAAGACCUAGAAAUUACAAUUGUUCUGACACAGGAUAUGGUAUCCUUAUCAUCGUUCCCAGAAUUCCCUUCCCAACCCCUAUUUUCUCUCCCUCACAUGAGGCAGGUUUGUGUAUAUGUGUAAAUAUGAUUGAUGUUGGCUACACCUCCAUGUAAUCCAUUUUAGAGUGGCUGGUUUGGCUCACGACCUUGUUUGUGUCUGUAAGUGAGGCACAAUAUCAGAGGGAUUCUUUCUCAUCAGGAAUCCCCAAGGACAGUGGUAGAGCUGUGCAAAUGUUUUACAAUAGGUACAGAAUUGACUUGCCAUUUUUUUUUUUUAGUAAAAAAUGGUACAUUAGGGUACUGAAUAUGAUGUUACCUUGCAGACUAACCUGCAUUCUAGCCAGUAGUAAGGGCUGUGCCCCAGUGGGGAUCCCACUCGUUCCCGAGGGAGGUUUGGAGGCUUGAAACAUUUCCUCUGCCAUUAAGGACUAUGGCCUGUAUAGACUUCCCUCCUUGCCACUGGGCAGUGUUCCGGACAGGGAGUAAGAAGCCAGCCAUCAGCCAAGAGCUCUGGCUGUGUUCAGACCUGAUCAUGCGUUUCAUCGUUGUUGUGACACCCAGUGACCCAGCAGUCAUGCCGUCACACAGACUGUCACCCUUUCUGGUGGUUUUGUAAAGGGUUUCCACUUGGGCUGGACCCAGGUUUUGUACCUAGACGAUACCUCCCCAGACACCCGGGACCUUCGCAUCUUGUACUCUGUUCUAUGGUAAAGCAUUUCCCUUGUGCUCAUUUGUAUCAGUUGCUUUUGAUUUUAACCCAUUGGUAUGAUUCAUACUAAUAAAUAUUUUAAGUUUUA